AUGCCGGCUGAUUCCAGAUAUAGCGCUCUUUCAUGGUCAUGGGCAUCGUGUCAUACCCUCUUCAGUUAUGCUCCCGUGGCUUUCAAGGGCACUAAAAUGCCAACAGAAUAUUUACCACUCGGGGAUGCAAUGUUGGUAGCUGCCCACAAAGACUUCGUCUCCCACCGCUGUGGGCCAGUGAAAAGUGGAUCAAUCACUGUCAAGGGUCAUCUCCUCAAGAUUGAUAUUUCUUGCUUCGUAAGUCCAUUUAGAGAAAACGUCGCAGUCUACAACGGGUUGGCAUUAGGAACGUUUUACGCUGAUGCAAAAUUGGAUUUAAGGAAAAAUAACUGGGCCCUUUUGUUAGGAUAUGAGCGUCGCAAGACUACCAUCAAAUCUUGA
Botrytis porri is the source of this 381-nucleotide messenger RNA. RefSeq lists its product as uncharacterized. Lineage: Eukaryota; Fungi; Ascomycota; Leotiomycetes; Helotiales; Sclerotiniaceae. Bases 1 to 381 code for a protein of 126 amino acids. The record is from RefSeq and is a predicted model, not a curated record. The transcript has 2 exons.